AAUCUCUUGGCAACCCUGCUCCCGUCCCGACCUGUGAGAACAUCUGACAGUAACAAAACAACGUUGGAAAUUAUUGUAGUGAAAAUGCAAGAUUUGUUCUAAAUCCCCGUACAUGGUGCAGACUUGUUGGAACUUGUUCGUGUUUUCCAUGCAACGCUGAUCUCUAAUCUUUUCUGGCUCGUGAAUGAAUUUGUGAAACAUGGAGGUUGACAACGAUAUAGACCAGACUUUGCUGCAGCAGUUCAGCUGUAUGGGGACUACAGACAAAGAUGACCUAGUAAGGCAAUUGCAAAAACUUGUGGGACAUCAUUUGAACUCAUCCACUGCUGCAUUUUUCCUUGAUAUGAACAAUUGGAAUCUACAAGCUGCAAUUUGCUCUUAUUUUGAUUGCCAAGCCCCUACCUUUUCAAUGGUUCUUGUGAAAGAUGUUACAAUAGGUGAAGGUGAAAGUGUGCCACCUGAUACUCAGUUUACUAAAACAUGGAGGGUUCAAAAUAAUGGGGAUGAAGAAUGGCCGCAUGGCUGUUGUCUGCAAUUUACCGGUGGUGUACAGCUUUGUGAAGCUGAGAGGGUACCUGUACAGCCUGUUCAAGCAGGAGCCAUUACUGAUCUUAGUGUUGAAAUGAGAAGUCCUCCUACUCCUGGCAUUUACCAAAGCAAAUGGAGAAUGGUGACCCCUACUGGCUCCUACUUUGGAGAUAUUAUUUGGGUUAUUCUUACUGUUGCGGAGGGGGGUACUUUGGCAUUGACCCAACAACUUUCACAUCUCAGUGAUUUGGGUGCUAAUCCUUCUCCACAUGUGCCUCACAUGCUCAACCCAUUCACAAGACUUGCUUCUAGUCAUAACGUCUUUGAGGACCAAGUUGAUGGAGCAAUGGAUUUGAGACCAAAUGAGCCAGAAUGAGAGAGAGUUAAGCACAGACUUUUUCAUGAAAUUUUGGCUAUGGGCACUUCUCAUGACUGAAGUAAUUUUUUUUAGUUUUUUAUCUGAUGGAUAUGAUUUUUGAAAAGACACAUGUAAACAAAACAUAACAAUCUGUAGAGAUUUAGAUGUUGUCCACAUAAUGUCACAAUUGUUUUGUUACUUUAAAAUUUUGGCCUGAGUCUGUGAAUGAUUUUAUUGGAUCAGUUUGUAUAUUUUGAAUGAAAGUGAGCUCUGAUUUACUUCACCAAAACUUUCUGCCUGCAUUCCUGCAUUUUGGUUAAAAAACGGUAGUUGGUUUAUUGCUCAUACAUUUGUUCUUACCAUCUUAUGGUGCAUUAAGAAACUGAUUUUGAAAGAUCAUAAUUUUCCUUCUUUGACUUAACUUGCAUGUCUUGUUUGAUGCUCAUGUCAAAAAUUACAAAGCAACAACAUUGCUUGAAACUUGUAUUUUUCUAGGUGUGUUGGUCUUGUAUGUCCUGUUGCAGAAAGUGUCCUGUUAGAUUUGUCAUGAGGAUAUUAAAGGAGGUAUGUCACAAAUAUAUACAUAACUUUUAGACUUAGAUGUCGGUGUGUAACAUUAGUAGCUGUGAAAAUGUGAAGGCUUGGUUUGAAAAAUUACUCAUUUCUUAUGAUGUGAUUCAGUGUAAAUCUCUUCCUUCUUUUGCCUAAAGUUUCAACUGUUUACAUGUAUUAAAGGAUUUCCAAGUGCCUUACAUCAUAAUUUAAUAAAAAAAAAAGAGCAAAAACCAGAAGGCCUGCACAUUUAUUUAUUAUCAAUAUUGUUUUAUAAUGUGAAUAAUGUUAACUUGUUUGACAAGCCAAUCAUAAAAUUAGGUUUACAAAAAAAAAAAUUGAAGUUAAAAUGCCAGUUUUAGUUAAAUUAAACAAACAACUCUUUAAAAUGAGUUUGCAGAUUGUACUCUUUGUCUCCAACGCUGUGGUUGAUAGUUCCAAUGUGUUGAAGAAUUUGCAUUACAAAUUUCUUAGACCUUGGAUGCUUCAAAUACAUUAUAACUGUCAAAGGCCUAUGUUAUUUUGCCUUAGAGCUGUUCUGUUCUUGUCUCUAUUUCAAACACCCCUUGUUAGUUUUGCAGUAUGUUUUACUGUGAUACAGUCAAUGGGGCAGAAGGCUCAAUUUUGUGUGUUUUAAUGUAAGUUGGUCUGCAUAGUCUUCAUUUUUAAAAUCCACAUAACUAACCUCUUUGAGAUUGCGCUUUGUGCUUGACCCCUUCAUGCCAAUGAAUCUUUCAGAAAACAUAAACUAGGCUGUGAUGUUACUUUUCUUCUUUCAUCAAUUGUUUGAUUGAAAUUAGAAGUCUCCAACUUCCAGAAAUGUUUCAAGUGUAAUGUAAUGUCUUGGUGUUGUGUACAUAACUAUAUUUAGUUAUUUAUGAUGUGAUUCAGUGUAAAUCUCUUCCUUCUCAACAUAAAUUGUGAAAUGUCUGUUUACUACGUAUCUUAAGGAAAAUUUCAACAUGUAACUAACAGGAAACAAGUCUAAAAAUUGACUUUCUACUGUCUUUUGAAACAAUACUUGAAUUAAGUUUUACUGAAUCCUUCAAAGCUUUUAAGUUUCUGCAAACAGGAUCCAUCACUUACUUUCAUUAUGAGAAAUAUUUUGUCGUGUGUUUUUUUCCCCUUCAGAAAAGCCCUUUCUUUUAGGGCUAUACCUAAAUUCCUCACUUCAACAUAGUCGUAAAGGGUCGUCUGAAAGGCAUUUGUUCUUCCUGUUCCAUUUUCCAGUCUAAGCUAAUGGCUGAAAGUUCUGCCCACUUACAGUAGUUAUUUUCUACUGCUUUUAAUAUUUCUGUAAGAAGUUCAGCAUUUUCUAGGUUUUGAAUUUUAUUAAUGUAUCUUUUGUUUUACCUGUGUUAAAUUUUAAUAGACAUUGAUGAAAUGUUUUCAAUUCUGUUUUUUAAAAAUUGAUGUAAUAUAUCUAUACAGACAUAAAUCUAUCUAUAUAUUAGAG
Messenger RNA from Frankliniella occidentalis (western flower thrips), 2894 nucleotides. Its product is annotated as protein ILRUN. Gene Ontology annotation, molecular function: ubiquitin binding. Bases 200 to 904 code for a protein of 234 amino acids. Gene Ontology annotation, cellular component: phagophore assembly site. Lineage: Eukaryota; Metazoa; Arthropoda; Insecta; Thysanoptera; Thripidae. Gene Ontology annotation, biological process: macroautophagy. The record is from RefSeq and is a predicted model, not a curated record. The transcript is spliced from 6 exons.